Molecule: messenger RNA, 3206 nt
Organism: Cervus elaphus (red deer)
Lineage: Eukaryota; Metazoa; Chordata; Mammalia; Artiodactyla; Cervidae
Gene: ERG
Product: ETS transcription factor ERG
Exons: 12
Coding region: 354-1814 (486 amino acids)
Biological process (GO): regulation of transcription by RNA polymerase II; cell differentiation
Cellular component (GO): nucleus
Molecular function (GO): protein binding; DNA-binding transcription factor activity, RNA polymerase II-specific; sequence-specific DNA binding
Source: RefSeq, a predicted model, not a curated record
CUCGGCGAUUGGCGGGAGCCGGGGCCUCCGGGAGGCCGGCGCCCACACCAUGGGCUGAGCCCGUCGGCGCGCAGGGACUCAGUGCCGCCCGGCUCGGCGGCGGCCCCAGUCAGGCACGCGCGCCGGCACACGCGGGCGCGGACACGCGCGGACACCCACGUGCGCAGCGCGCCCUCCCCCGACGGCGGCGCUCGCCUCUCGGUUGUUCCAAGAUCUUUGAAGGUCCAAGAAGAAGCCGUGUUGACCAAAAGCAAGACAAAUGACUCAUAGAGGAAAAGGAUGGGGGAGCCGAGGGCGAUUCAAGCUGCCUCGGAUGCUGAGUGAAUGGUAGCCGCACUGGCCUCCUGAAGGUCAUGAUUCAGACUGUCCCAGACCCAGCAGCUCAUAUCAAGGAAGCGUUAUCAGUCGUCAGCGAGGACCAGUCAUUGUUUGAGUGCGCCUACGGCGCGCCGCACCUGCCCAAGACGGACAUGACCGCAUCCUCCUCCGGCGACUAUGGACAGACCUCCAAGAUGAGCCCACGCGUCCCUCAGCAGGACUGGCUGUCUCAACCCCCAGCCAGGGUCACCAUCAAGAUGGAAUGUAACCCAAACCAGGUGAACGGCUCAAGGAACUCCCCUGAUGAGUGCAGCAUGGCCAAAGGUGGGAAGAUGGUGGGCAGCCCGGACACCGUCGGGAUGAACUACAGCAGCUACAUGGAGGAGAAGCACAUGCCGCCCCCAAACAUGACCACCAACGAGCGCCGCGUCAUCGUCCCCGCAGAUCCCACACUAUGGAGUACAGACCAUGUCCGGCAGUGGCUGGAGUGGGCAGUCAAAGAAUAUGGGCUUCCAGACGUUGACAUCUUAUUAUUCCAGAAUAUCGACGGGAAGGAGCUGUGCAAGAUGACCAAAGAUGACUUCCAGAGGCUCACCCCGAGCUACAACGCUGACAUCCUUCUGUCACACCUGCACUACCUCAGAGAGACACCUCUUCCACAUUUGACUUCAGAUGAUGUUGAUAAAGCCUUACAAAACUCUCCACGGUUAAUGCAUGCUAGAAACACAGGGGGUGCAGCUUUUAUUUUCCCAAAUACUUCAGUAUAUCCCGAAGCUACGCAAAGAAUUACAACUAGGCCAGAUUUACCUUAUGAACCACCCAGGAGAUCCGCCUGGACCAGCCACGGCCACCCCGCCCCUCAGUCGAAAGCUGCUCAGCCAUCUCCUUCCACAGUGCCCAAAACUGAAGACCAGCGUCCUCAGCUAGAUCCUUACCAGAUUCUUGGACCCACAAGUAGCCGCCUUGCAAAUCCAGGGAGCGGGCAGAUCCAGCUGUGGCAGUUCCUGCUGGAGCUUCUGUCUGACAGCUCGAAUUCCAACUGUAUCACCUGGGAGGGCACCAACGGGGAGUUCAAGAUGACCGACCCGGACGAGGUGGCGCGGCGCUGGGGGGAGCGGAAGAGCAAGCCCAACAUGAACUAUGACAAGCUCAGCCGGGCCCUCCGCUACUACUACGACAAGAACAUCAUGACCAAGGUCCACGGGAAGCGCUACGCCUACAAGUUCGACUUCCACGGGAUCGCCCAGGCCCUCCAGCCCCACCCCCCGGAGUCCUCUCUGUAUAAGUACCCCUCGGACCUCCCUUACAUGGGCUCCUAUCACGCCCACCCGCAGAAGAUGAACUUUGUGGCCCCCCACCCCCCAGCCCUCCCCGUGACGUCGUCCAGUUUUUUCGCCGCCCCGAACCCGUACUGGAAUUCACCCACGGGGGGCAUCUACCCCAGCACCAGGCUCCCAGCCAGCCAUAUGCCUUCGCAUCUGGGCACUUACUACUAAAGCCCCCGGGAGAGGCCUUUCCCAGCACCUGUGUAGACACCCAUCCAUUGCUACAAACUCUUAUCCGAGACCACGAAUCAGAAGUGCCUCAAGGGAAACGCGAACGCUCGACUGGGGCAGGGGGAGAGAUCCAGAGACUCUGAGCAGGAGGGACUUACUAAACCAUGACUACAGAGAUCAAGAGGAUGCUACCGGUGUACACGGACAGGUAAUCUGUGGACCAACCUUGUAAAAGACACUGUAAGUAGAAGCGUGACGUCAUAAGGACAAAGUGCCAAAGAAAACAUUCUGAAGACGUGUAUAAACCUUAAUAGAGUAGUCCUUGGGAAUCCUGCUAGUGCAUUAAGCAGGGAUUAAACUCAAGCAAUAGAUACCACACAGUCUGGACCUAACAUGCCAUUUCUAACGUCAUUGGGAGGAGAACUACCUGUAUUUAAAAAGAGAAACAUAUCAAACACAGAAAAGAGAGGAGAGGGAGGCUCCAGUGGCCCAUCGAUAGACACUGUUAACGGAACUCAUCGGCAUCUGCUGUCUUGGGUGAAAUCAGAUUCUUGCCAUUGGAUGUGAAGAACAACCCGAGGCUUCCAACUCCUUGAUGAUAAGACAGGAACUCUGAGCCAGAGGGUGGGACUGAGCAAGUGUGUGGAGAGAGAGCAUGUGGGUGUGGGUGGAGGAGGCGGGAGAGGAAGACACGGGAAGGAGGAGGGAAGGACUGGGAAGGGAGCUCCUCGAGCCGUGCAGACUGGACUCGGGAUGGUGUCGGUUCUGCGGAGAACUGCGUCGUGGAGGCUUGAGGCUUCGUGCGGCCAGUGUUGUACCAAAUCCAGUGUUAGGAGGAAGGAUGCAGCGUGAUGGGGGCAGGGCACGUACAGUAGGAGAACGCGGAAACAAAACCAUGCAUCUCUUUUUUGUUUUGUUUUGUUUGUUUGUUUAUCAAAAGAAAACCCAUAACUGGAAUUGUCUGAUAUUUAAAAAGAAACAUUCAGGACCUCAUCCUUAGGCGGGGGGCUCUGCUCUCCACGGGGUCAGGUAAGCGCUAGCCUUCUUGGCUACCCCAGUCUGAAACCGCCUGGGUGUCGGGGCGAGGCAGCCUCCAGUUUUGCUUUCGAGUCGCGAACGCUGUGCGUUUGUCAGAAUGAAGUAUGCAAGUCAGUGGUUUGUUUUUUUGUUUUUUUUUCUUUUUAUAUAAUAAUUAUAUAACUUAUGCAUUUAUACACUACGAGUUGAUCUCGGCCAGCCAAAGAUACACGACAUAAGAGACAAUCAAUGAUCUAAUGUGGCCUUGAACUUUAACUCUGUAUGCUUAAUGUUUACAAUAUGAAGUUACUAGUUCUUAGAAUGCAGAAUGUAUGUAAUAAAAUAAGCUUGGCCUAGCAUGGCAAAUCAGAUUUA